AUGGCGCCGCCGCCGGCUACGGAACUCCUUAUUGUCAGCUAGUCCCCGUAUCCAUGUCCUCUGGAAGAUGGCAGCUUCAGACUCCCUCUGAAUCACUUGUUGGCACAAGCAGUAAGAAUGGCACUAGUUAUGGAUCACUGAUGAGACGCAACACAGAACUGCUGAAAGCUGUUCAAGAGUUAGAGCGCACAUGCAUAACACUAAGAGAGGAGAACACUUUACUGCGGAAAAGCAGCUGUCCUGAAACAGAAGAAAAAGUAAAGAGACUAAAAAGGAAGAAUGCUGAACUGGCAAACAUUGCCCGGCGCUUGGAGGAGAGAGCAAGGAAACUGCAAGAAGCAAAUCUCAGAGUGGUAAACUCUCCUGUCCUGGCCAAAGGCUCCAGUUUGGAACACUACAAGAAAGCUUUUGCCAGGCAGCGUGCCAAAGAUCUCUCUGAACAUGCUGAUGUCAUCCUUGCCAAAGAUAAGGAGAUAGAAGAGUUAAGGCAAGAAUGUUGUGACCUUCAUGCAAAACUGGGACCAUCAAAGGAGACUCCAGAUCAGUUAAAACAGAGUGACUUUGAGCGAGUGCUGAGAGAAUCUCAAAAGGAAGUAUUGCGGCUGCAGAGACAGUUAGCUGUUGUGUCUCUCCAAGGGUCCUCUCACUUGAACGGCCCUGGGACUGGAACAGAAUUAUGUAAAAAACGGAAAGAAUGUGAAAGCCAUGAACAAGAAAUAAAAAAACGCCAGCGGAUAUGCCAGGAUUUGGAGAAUGAGCUGAAGCAAGUCUGGAGUGAGAAUGCACGGUUAACUGAAGAGACCAUUAGACUCAGCCAGGAGGCACAAGAGACUGAUAAGAUUAAAGCCCAGAACAAUGACCUGAGAGGGAGACUCUCAGUGGUUACAGCAGAACGAGAUUCAGUUCUGAAGGAGAAUCAGCGACUCCAAGCCAAACUGGAGAAUCUAGAGCAAGUACUGAAGCAUAUGCGAGAGGUGGCAGAACGUAGGCACCAGUUGCAGUUGGAACAUGAAGAAGCACUGACCAUUCUUCAAGCCAAGCAGCAUGAGGUUGAACGACUGCAACAGGCCCAGUUUGAAGCAAAGAAGGAACAUGAAGGUGUGGUUCAGUUGUUGGAGGCAAAGGUACGAGAUCUCGAAGAAAAAUGUAGGAGUCAAAGCACACAGUUUAGCCUUCUCUCCCAGGAAUUGGAGCACUUUCGUCUGCAAGCUGGAAACAUUGAUCUACUAACCAGCACCCUUGUCAACUCAGAUACACCUGGAUUACUCUCUCGCAGUCAGCCCCAACUACUUAAUGGAGUUGAAUCACCAGUGGAAAAAGAUGCAGAAAGCCUUCCCCAGCCGGUUUCUCAGUCACCUUGUCCAGUACAGAAUGAGAAGGAACAGGAAGAGCAAAUUCCCAAUAAGCCACAGACUCAAGAAGUCAGUGUCUCCCAGGAGUCAGAGGAGAUAGCAACAGAAGUUGGUUCUAUUAGCAGCAAAAUACAACCAGAAUCAAACGACAGCUCUAGCAAAGAAUCUCCGAAAACAGAAUUGUCGCAAUGUACCCCAAAAUCUUGUACAACUCCAGAGGUCGAUACAGCCAGUGAAAUGGAAGAGUUGGAUAUUGAUAAUAUCUCCUCCAUUCCAGAGCCUGAGAGCAGAGUGACUGCAAAAUUGAAGGUUUUCAUUGCUCGAUACAGUUACAAUCCCUUUGAAGGGCCCAAUGAAAAUCCAGAGGCAGAACUACCACUGACGGCAGGAGAGUAUAUCUACGUAUAUGGAGACAUGGAUGAAGAUGGAUUUUAUGAAGGAGAGCUAAUGGAUGGGAGACGGGGAUUAGUACCUUCAAACUUCAUUGAGCGUGUAUCUGAUGAGGACAUGUUGACAUUUCAUCCUCCAGAAGUCAAUGAUUUGUCCCACAGUUCAUUCCAGGAGGUCAGUUUCCACAGUGGUAGUGAGCAAAGCCUUCCAGUGCGGAAGAACAGCAUUGAAAAGUCGGAGACAUCCAGUCCCAAUGAAGAUCUCUCUCUGCACAGCUCACUGAUAAAGACAGAGAACCAUGUAAGCAAUGGCUUUGAUCUCAAUGCAGAAGAAGUGGCUGAAUAUAAUGAGGAUGUGGUGCCUUACCCCAGGAAACUGAAAUUGAUUAAACAGCUUGCCAAAAGUAUCAUUGUCAGCUGGGAGUCCCCUCUUGUUCCAGGUGGCUGGGGUACAAUAUUCAGUUAUAAUAUCUACGUGGAUAAAGAAUUGCGGAUGAAUGUAAAGUUUGGUGCACAGACCAAAGCUGUAAUAGAGAGACUUGAACUUAAUGCUAAAACUUACAGAAUUUCUGUGCAGUGUGUAACAGACAAAGGAAGCUCAGAUGAAAUAUACAGCAGCAUGCUUGUGGGGAAAGAUGUCUGUGUUGCCCCUAUGCACUUGAAAGUCCAUCGUAUUACCGCAACCUCAGCGGACAUUUCUUGGUUGCCAAGCAACAGUAAUUACAGCCAUGUGAUUUCCCUCAAUGAGGAGGAAUACGAAGUGGUAAAGGCAGGGUGCUACUCAUGCUCAUUAUUGAACUUGAGGCCGAACAUGAAAUACAAAGUGAAAGUGGAAGCCAGACCACACCAGAUACCCUGGGAGCUGCCACCGAACCGAAGACAACUCAAAUGUGUGUUUACACAGUUUACAACUUUGGCAGGAGGCCCUCCUGAUGCCCCAUUGGAUGUUCAGAUAGAAGCAGGCCCCACUCCUGGUGCUGUGCUGAUCAGUUGGCUACCAGUAACCAUAGACGCUGCGGGGACCUCAAAUGGAGUGCGAGUCACUGGAUAUGCUGUCUAUGCUGAUGGACAGAAGAUUAUUGAAGUGACAUCUCCCACAGCUGGUAGUGUGCUAGCUAGAUCAAGUCAGAUUCAGCUUCUGCAGGUGUCUAAGGAACUCACUGUUCGUACCAUGUCUCCUUAUGGUGAAUCAGCUGACUCCAACCCCAUUAAAAUUCCUCGAGCACUGUUUACAUUUCCUUUACACCCUAUGCCAUUACAGACUGCACCAGAUAAAUGUCUCCAUCCUGAAAACAGUGUUCCUCUCAAUCAUGGAUUACCCAAUGUAGAUUUCAAGGAUGAGGCUCUGCCUGGGUUAACCUGUGACAAGAUUCUCAAUAAUGACAGUGCCACAAGCUACAAUGCAGACGAGCAGGGAAACUAUCCACCUGCUUUUGAAACCUUGAGUCAAGUGGCUGAUGCGAAGCCAAACUUUGAAGAGCCAGCAAGUAUUCUAAAGGAAGAUACCAACAAUUUGAAGGAUGGUAAUGCAGGUUUGUUGGAUUCUUCUAAUGAGAACAAUGUUGAAGAACAGCCAAAAGAAAAUACAGACCAUUUGGAAAAUGCUCAGCUAAAGAGGUCAGUUGGAUAUCUUGAAGAAUUCCUUGUGGACUUGGAGCAGAAGGAGCAUCUGGACAUUAUGGAAGAUUCUGAAGUGAAAGACUUGAAAAGUGAUCCUGAUAACCAGAUGAUGGAGAGAACCAUAGAAACACCAAUCAAUGGAAUCCAAGAAUCCAAGGAAGAAGUAGAAUAUGAUGUCUCCCUGACUAAUAUUCGGGUUCCCUCUAUUGAGGAAUUUUUGACGGAAUCAGAAUUAAAGCAGGAAAAAGUACUUAUUGCAGUGGAUGGAGAGAUGACUGAAGGGGGCCAGCUUCGAUCUGAAAAUAACCAUCAGCACAUUGGUAAAGCUGAGGAUCAUGAAAAUGAGGAUUACCCCCCUGACAGUAGUCGUGGCUCGGAUCUCUCGGAUAUCAUGGAAGAAGAUGAAGAAGAACUGGGGUCAGACUCACAAGCUAAUGAAGAGCUGCAGAAACAAGAAUGCAGCUUGAACAGAGAGAACUCACUGAAGCCUGAACAGUAUGAAACUGAUAGCGAUGAGGAGUUUAUGGAGAAAAUUCUAGAACUUCCUUUGCAGAAACAUUGCAGUAAGAAACUAUUCAGCAUUCCUGAACUAACGGAGGAGGAAGAGGAGGAGGAGGACAAGGACAAGGAGACCAUUUACAGCAGAAAGCAAGACAGCACUAGAAAUCAAGAACAAGGAAAAAAGGUCUCUAACCACUGCCAAGAGAAAGUACAGGUAGAGGAUCAGAUAUUUAACUGUAUGCAAACAAGUUCUCAUGACAACAAAUUAAGAGACCAAAACUCAACUGUUGAUACCAAAAGUCAAGAAGUGAGAGAAAAACAAGUCUCCAAAAUCAAUCUGUGUAACAGCAAAAAUCUAGUGCAGGAUGCCAAAAGUUAUAAUGUUGCUCAAAACGACCUAAAGUUCAUGGACUCGGAGAAAAGCUUAAUGUAUACAUGUGAUCAGAGCAACAGGCAAGAGCCAGGUGAAAAACACACUCACUACACUAAGAGCAACUUCAGAAAGAAAGAAUGGUGCGAAGAGGCCAGUUCCAGAUUUCAUCAUAGGUAUUCCAAAGGAUGUAUUAGGUCCCACAGUUUGAAAAGGAAGACUUCAGAAUGCACACAUAAAAGCAUUGUCAAUGACUAUGACUUUGAAACCACUGUAGAGAAAUCACAAUCAGAGGAAAGCCACAGAGAUAUCUUAGCUGUGACAGUAGAUGAUCCAACAACCAUAUUACAAAGGCAACCUCGGACACAGAUUAGGUCUACAACUGAAGGGCUGAAUAUAUCAGAUACUGGAAGCCCUCGUUACAACAGGAGGUACCAGGUGUCACACAAACAACUAGAAAUAGACAUAGAAUAUGGUACUGAGGAGGAAGAAGAAAUACUAUCUCCUAACUUACAUUUCUGUUCAAAUUUUAUUCACCUGGACCAAAGGAGAUCAGAUUGGUUACAUGGUGGCUCGAAACACAAUGAAAAUGAGAAUAGGCAUUGCAGCCAGUGUGAUUCUACUCAGUCGAAUGGACAAAGACAUGUAUCAGAUGAAGCUAAUGUUUUUGAUUCAAACUCUGGUGGCACUAAGUCUCCUCAUCGUCAUAAAAGAAAAGAUAAAGCUGUUUUUCCUAGGUGUCAGCUACAUCAUGACCGAGGGAGACUAAAAGGAAAAAUUAAAGAUGAGAAAAAGUUGGAGGCUUGGAAUACGGAGUCUCAUGAAUUGGGCAGAACGAGGGCAAGGGCAAAGACAGAGUUUGUGGAUUCAGCAUGUACAUGGGGGUUUGCAGUAGAUAUAGAUUCAGGCUCUCCCUGUGCUCCUGACUCACCUGCAGUACGAUCUUUAAAUCCCAAUAACAGCACACCGCUUGGCCCCAGUAGAGGGGAGUUGUUCACUUCAAAGGAUGUGUGCAUAAGUCAAGAGGGUUCAAUUCUUGAUGGACAUAAGGAGAUAGAGUCAAAAGGGAGAGUGGAUGAUGUCCUUGUUCGCAUCUUUGUGGCUUUGUUUGAUUAUGAUCCUGCAACCAUGUCACCGAACCCAGAUGCUGCUGAGGAGGAGUUGGCAUUUAAGGAAAGCCAGAUCCUAAAGAUAUUUGGUGAUAAGGAUGCUGAUGGGUUUUACCGUGGAGAGGCAAAUGGCCAGACUGGCUUUGUGCCAUGUAACAUGGUCUCAGAAAUCCAAGUGGAUGAUGAUGAUGUGAUGGAGCAGCUGUUACAACGGGGUUACCUGGUUCCCAGUACCACGAUGGAGGAGCUGGUGCAUUCCAACACAUGGAAGGAAACUCAACAGCGAGAAUGGAAUCAAUCCAGCAGUGCACUGCAGAACUUACCUAUGAAGAGAAUGAUGGCUGUUUUUGAUUAUGAUCCCAGGGAAAGCUCUCCUAAUGUGGAUAUUGAGGCUGAGUUGACUUUCAGUGCUGGUGAUAUCAUUACUGUUUACGGAGACAUGGACGAAGACGGUUUCUAUUACGGAAAUUUGAAUGGAAUAUAUGGGCUAGCUCCAUCCAACUUCCUGGAAAUGAUCAGUACAGAGGAGGCAGUGGGGACAGGUGUUGGGAGUGCUGUUCCAAGGCUUCCUCAGACGGCCGUUCACAAGGAAAAACAGCUAAACUUGGAUGAGGCAGAAGUUUCAAAUCCUGUUGUACCAAUGAACAUUCAAUCCAGUAUUACAGCAGGGUGUUUGGAUAAUCACGGAUGCAAUGAGAAUUCAAAUAGCAAGAAGAAAAAGGGCUUUUUUUCAAAAGGAAAGAAACUAUUCAAAAGAUUGGGAUCAAGUAAACGAGAAUAACUCACCUCAAAUCCAUCAAAAAAGAGAAGCUGCCAGUUGAGAUUCAGUAAACUUUGAUUAACUCAUCUAGAAUCCUGAAGAGAAUAACCAGAGAGUCACCAAAAAGGAUAAAGGAAUACAAUCAAAAUAGCAAGGAGGAUCCAAUCCCACUGGAAGAAUAUAUCCAAUCUGGGAUGAAUUGAUUGAGUGUUUCCCAAAUGGAGUCCACCAAAAGAAACGGGUCACACCUGGAUCCAACAAAAGGUGUUUGCUAUUUCCACCCAACUUCCAGUAAAUGGCAAAUUCACUUGAGACCAGUAAAUCAGGAUGAAUCUCACCUGGAAGUUGGUAGGCUUUGAAUAUGCACAAAAUCUCAACAGAUUGUUACUGUUGAAGAGAGAUUGUAUUCUAAAAUGCAGAAUAUUUUCUGCUGUGAAUGAUGGAGAAACCUCCAUCUUUUAUUCAUUUCACAAUUAUUAAUAUUGUAAUUCACUGAUAACUUGGUCAACACAAUUAGUUCUUGCUGAGCAGUAAUCACAUCUACUGAUAAAGAGAAUGCCUUUCACCAGACUGUAAUAACUGCAAUCCAAGAAUUAUGUAGCCUGCAGGAAAUAUACACAUCAUCUCAUCUGUAACUGUUAAAAGACAAGUGACACAUUACAUUCAUGCAUUAAUAUAGCUGUGACAGCUUAUCAACCCAGAAAAUAGGUUUUUUUUCCCAAGUAACUGUAUAGCAGCUUUGUUUACGCUUUGAAGUGGUAUAAAUCUCUCCGUUUCAUAUAAUUCAGAGUCAGGCAGGCUGUGGAAUCUCGAGCACAUAAACAGAGAUGUACCAGGGCCCGGCUGACUAGUUGUGUUAACAGUGACAAGAAGAAUGUACUUGAGUGGUAAACUCAUGUUGGUUGCCAGACAAGUCUUGCUAAUUAAUCUCUCUGAAUUUCAUGCAGUGGUGAAUCAAUCACCUUUUAUCAGUAGGGUUUUUCUUGCAUUGCUCUUAUUUACCAAAUCCAGAAUGGAACAGGUACAGUGCAAGAGUUUAUAAUCUGGACCCCAAUUCUAAUGUUUGCUUUGUCACUGAAGAAAACACACUAAAAGAUUCCUCUAUAUAAUGAGAUGGAAAAGUAAAAUGGAACCUUGUUCUUCUUCAUCUGAUACCAGAUGCUGAAAUUCUGUGAGCAUUGCAGAGAUUUCUAAGUAAUCAGCUGGGUAUAAAGCUGGUAGAUGACAACUUUUGAGGAAACUGUCCAUCUCUGAUCCACGACUGCCUAUGCAUGGGUAACCAGAAGGUUAUCCUCUGCCUUAUUCAAGAAAGACAUCUCAAUGAAUUACAAAGUGUGAAAAUAAAAUUCACUUGCCAAUCGCAAUACCCUGCCAGUAUUCAGCUACACCCUGAGUUGGCAGCACACCUGCUUUGUGUUCCAGGCUCCUGACCAGCUGUCAGACAUAAAAUAGAACUUAUUUUCAUAUGUUUAAGAUAAGCCAUCAUGUUUGAAUUCUAGCACGUGGCUUUAUAAUAUACAAUCAAAAGAUUUUGUAAAAAAAGAGUUUAUAUGAUUGAUUUUGACAUUUGUAAAUAGUUCUACUUCUUGUUUUGCAUGUAUUGUUGGGACUGUGUCCAACUACUCUGCAUGGAGUGGUGUGAGCAGAUCCUUAGCCCUUACAGUCAACCUAUUUCUUUAUUUCUACAUAGAAAUGUUUUUACUGAAAUAAAGUCUAUUUUCACAGAAAAUGCCCUGUAUAAUGAAUUUUUUAAACUGCAGAGGCUUUUAUUAGGCAAGGAUAAUGAGGAUAGGCAGGGAGCACAGACAGACAACUAUAGAAAACUCAGGAACAAUGAGC
Molecule: messenger RNA, 7940 nt
Organism: Mobula hypostoma (lesser devil ray)
Lineage: Eukaryota; Metazoa; Chordata; Chondrichthyes; Myliobatiformes; Myliobatidae
Product: peripheral-type benzodiazepine receptor-associated protein 1
Exons: 29
Coding region: 54-6122 (2022 amino acids)
Biological process (GO): neuromuscular synaptic transmission
Molecular function (GO): protein binding
Source: RefSeq, a predicted model, not a curated record